Lottia gigantea (owl limpet) is the source of this 3303-nucleotide messenger RNA. RefSeq lists its product as hypothetical. The record is from RefSeq and is a predicted model, not a curated record. The annotation marks the transcript as partial. Gene Ontology annotation, cellular component: trans-Golgi network; plasma membrane; endosome. The transcript is spliced from 26 exons. Lineage: Eukaryota; Metazoa; Mollusca; Gastropoda; Lottiidae. Gene Ontology annotation, biological process: phospholipid translocation; endocytosis; retrograde vesicle-mediated transport, Golgi to endoplasmic reticulum. Gene Ontology annotation, molecular function: magnesium ion binding; ATPase-coupled intramembrane lipid carrier activity; ATP binding.
GUUGAAGCAAGUGAUGAUUAUUUGGAUGAAAUUCCCCUAAUGUGUGGAGGAUCAACAAUAGAAAUGGAUGAAAACGACCAGCUCAUGCGGGAGCGGAAAAACAGAUAUGGUCGGCAUAAAGGUAUCGGGUAUUUCCUGUCUGAAGGAUGGUGGGAUAUGUGUGGAAGCUGUUGGAAGAAAAUGUUUGGAUGUUGUUGUGGAGAGAAAGAAUAUCGUGACCGAACUAUUUAUAUCGGUCUAGCUACUGGACAUCAACAUAAAUACACGAAAAAUGUCGUCCGAAAUCAGAAAUACAGUGUUAUUACUUUUAUACCAAAGGUGUUAUUCGAACAGUUUAAAUUUUUCCUGAAUUUAUAUUUCCUAGUAAUGGCCACAUCUCAGUUUAUCCCAGCUAUUAGAAUUGGUUAUUUAUAUACUUACUGGGGACCUCUAUGUUUUGUAUUAUUUGUAACGAUGUGUCGAGAAGCUAUGGAUGAUUAUAGACGUUACCGUAGAGAUAAGGAGGCUAACUCUCAGAUCUAUAAAAAAUUAACACGAGAUGGUGUUGUCAAUGUUCCUAGCUCUAAUAUUAAAGUUGGAGAUCUGAUUAUUGUUGAGAAGAAUCAACGUGUACCAGCUGAUAUGGUUUUAAUAAGAACGACAGAGAAAGAUGGAGGUUGUUUUAUACGUACUGAUCAAUUAGAUGGAGAAACAGACUGGAAAUUACGACUUGCCGUCUCAACAACCCAACGUCUUCAAACUAAUGCUGAUAUUUUAGAUAUUUGUGGUAAUAUUUAUGCUGAAAAACCUCAAAAAGCCAUCCACAGUUUUAUAGGAACAUUUUCUAGGACUGAUGGUACCCCCUGUGAAGAUUCAUUAAGUAUUGAGAAUACAUUAUGGGCGAAUACUGUAGUAGCUUCCGGCACGGCCUUGGGGGCGGUAAUUUAUACCGGUAGGGAGACACGUAGUGUGAUGAACACAUCUAAACCUCAGAGUAAGACUGGUCUGUUAGAUUUAGAAAUUAAUACUUUAACUAAAUUAUUAUUUUUUGCUGUGAUUAUUUUAUCUAUUGUUAUGAUGAUACUCAAGGGUUUUAAUGGACCUUGGUAUCGUUAUUUAUUCCGGUUUAUAUUAUUAUUUUCAUACAUAAUACCAAUAAGUUUACGAGUAAAUCUAGACAUGGGUAAAGCUGUUUAUUCCUGGAUGAUACAGAGAGACAAGUUAAUACCAGGAACCACUGUCAGGAGUUCUACUAUACCGGAAGAACUUGGUCGUAUUACCUAUUUAUUAUCAGAUAAAACUGGUACCUUGACACAGAACGAGAUGGUUUUUAAGAAGUUACAUCUAGGAACAGUGGCAUAUACAGCUGAAACCAUGGAUGAGGUGUCUGCCCAUUUACGAACUGUAUAUAAUCAACAGCAAUCAGGAGGAGGGACAACUCCUACUAGACAAUCAGGACCGGUCAGACGUACAGUUGUAACGAAGGUAUAUGAAGCCGUGAAAGCGAUCGCGUUGUGUCACAAUGUUACGCCAGUCUAUGAGGAUGUGGAAGAUGGGGGCGAUAGAUCACACGAAACAGAGGCUGAUCAACAAAUACAACAGAAAGUCACGUAUCAGGCUUCAAGUCCAGAUGAGGUUGCCUUGGUAGCGUGGACAGAAGAUGUAAAUUUGACACUAGUAAAACGAGAUUUAAGUUCUAUAACUUUACGAAAUCCACUUGGUGCCUUAAUGAAGUACCAGAUAUUACAGGUUUUCCCAUUUACCUCCGAGAGUAAACGUAUGGGAAUUAUAGUUAAGGAAGAAGAGAGUGGUGAGAUAUUAUUCUAUAUGAAAGGUGCGGAUGUUGUCAUGCAGCAGAUAGUACAAUAUAAUGAUUGGUUAGAGGAAGAGUGUGGUAAUAUGGCUAGAGAAGGGUUAAGAACAUUAGUUGUAGCUAAGAAAGUUUUAACAGAAGAACAAUAUCAAGAUUUUGAAUCGAGAUAUCACCAAGCUAAGAUGUCAAUUCAAGAUAGAAAUGUUAAAAUGCAGGCCGUCAUAGAAAGUUUAGAACGAGAUUUAGAAUUAUUAUGUUUAACAGGAGUUGAAGACAAACUACAAGAUGGAGUUCGUCCUACUCUAGAAUUAUUGAAAAACGCUGGAAUUAAGGUUUGGAUGUUAACUGGUGAUAAAAUGGAGACAGCAACCUGUAUUGCUAAAAGUUCCAAGUUAGUUUCACGUACCCAAGAUAUUUAUACCUUCAAUAAGGUUACAGAUCGGACCGAAGCUCAUCUUGAACUAAACGCUCUUCGUAGAAAAAACGACGCUGCCUUAAUUAUAAUGGGAGAUUCUCUACAGAUCUGUUUAAAGUAUUAUGAACAUGAAUUUGUAGAACUAGCCUGUCAAUGUCCGGCUGUCGUAGUUUGUAGAUGUUCACCAACUCAGAAAGCUGAAAUAGUUAAAUUAUUACGUGUUCACACUGGAAAGAGAACCUCAGCUAUAGGUGAUGGAGGAAAUGAUGUUAGUAUGAUACAAGCGGCUAACGCAGGAAUUGGUAUUGUGGGUAAGGAAGGUAAACAAGCGUCACUGGCAGCUGAUUUCUCUAUCACUCAGUUCAGUCAUAUUGGUAGAUUAUUGAUGGUACAUGGUAGAAACAGUUAUAAAAGAUCAGCUUCGUUAAGUCAGUUUGUAAUUCACCGUGGUUUAAUUAUAACAGUCAUGCAGGCUGUAUUCGUCUCUGUCUUCUACUUCGCUUCCAUUGCUCUUUUCCCUGGCUUUCUCAUGAUUGGCUAUGCUACUAUUUACACAAUGUAUCCUGUGUUUUCAUUGGUCCUGGAUAAAGACGUGUCUGCGGCAAUAGCCAUGACUUAUCCUGAGUUAUAUAAAGAACUAACUAAGGUACAAAUUCUGCCCGGUACAAACAGGCUAGUUACAGAACGCCUGACCAAAGGACGUUCAUUAUCAUUUAAAACAUUUUUUAUGUGGGUUUUAAUCAGUAUUUAUCAAGGUGGUAUAAUAAUGUAUGGUGCUUUACUUCUAUUUGAAGAAGAAUUCAUUCACGUUGUUUCUAUAACGUUCACCUCGUUAAUAUUAACGGAGCUACUAAUGGUUGCCUUGACGAUACGAACUUGGCAUUAUUUAAUGAUCGUGGCUGAAAUAUUUAGUUUAGGAAUUUAUAUUGCUUCUCUGUAUGUUCUCAAAGAUUAUUUUGACACCAAGUUUUUACAGACGUGGGAUUUUGUUUGGAAAGUUUUGGUGAUAACUUCUGUUAGCUGUAUUCCACUCUACGUGCUGAAAUAUCUCCGAAAAAAAUUCUCUCCCCCUGUUUACUCCAAACUAGCCCCUUAA